Pectinophora gossypiella (pink bollworm) is the source of this 3942-nucleotide messenger RNA. RefSeq lists its product as uncharacterized. The coding region runs from base 1 to 2868 and encodes 955 amino acids. The record is from RefSeq and is a predicted model, not a curated record. The transcript has a single exon. NCBI's taxonomy places the organism in Eukaryota, Metazoa, Arthropoda, Insecta, Lepidoptera, Gelechiidae.
AUGCUAAACUUGUAUAAAAUUGAAGGAUUUGAAUGCAAUAGCGUGACACGCGCGGGGCGGCGCGGGGGUGGGGAGUUGGUAUACUCGCGAACGCAGCUGGCCGCACAGCCGUGUGUAGCGCCACUGUCCGCGGACAUGCGCUCGGCAGAGUACGUAAUGGUCAAGUUUGAUCAUGGGACAGAACCCACUUAUAUAAUAUCUAUCUAUAGACCUCCUAGAAUAAAUAAAAAAGACAAGGUGACAGAAUUUCUUCACGAAUUUAGAUUACUUUUAGAAAAUUUGCCAUCAAACAACAAAAUUAUAUUCUGUGGAGAUAUUAAUAUUAACUUAUUAAACUCGUUAGAUACAUCGGUAAUCAUUUACGAAAACUUGUUAGCUGAGUUUGGAUUUACAAAGUGUAUUCAUAAUAUCACUAGAAGGGAAAUUUUAAAAGGAAAUUUAGUAGAAUCUUGUUUAGAUCAUAUAUACAUUCGUGCACCUAAUGCAACCAUUAAUUCUGCUGUUAUUGAACAUAAAAUUUCAGACCAUUACUGUAUAGCUGCAGCUUUAGAUUGGAACUCACGGCCGCGAACAUCAAACCGCGUACGCGCCCGCUCCGCUCAUGGCGGUGGGGCCGUACCUCAGCGUCCCGCGAUUUCUACGAAUCCCGCGCACGUGACCCCCGCGCCCGCGCAAGUGGCCGUUUCCCGGAAUUUAACUCGACGAGUCCUUGAUAACCGCGCGGUACGCGAAAUGUUGCUAUGCAGUAAUUUUGAUGAUUUAAUGCGUAUAGAUUGUCCUAUCAAACUUUAUGAGGCUAUUAGAAAUUUAUUUACCAAUAUUUAUGAGAGUUGUUAUAUAAGUGUAAAUAUUAAAAAUAGUAGUAAUAGUAAUAGAGGUAAUAAUAAGUGGAUUAGUGAAGAUAUGAAAAAAAUAAUGUUAGAAAGAGAUAGAUUAUUUAAAAUUUGGAGUAAUGAGCCUAAAAAUAUGAUAAAGCGUCUUAACUAUACGACUUAUAGAAAUAAAUGUAUGAAAACUUGUUUAAAGCGUCGAAAUGAAUAUGAUAAACAGUGUAUUUUAGAUUGUAAUAAAAAUAUUAAAAAAAUAUGGGAUAAAUUGAAUUCACUUUUGGGUAACGAUAAACAAUCUUUAGAUGAUAUUAUUACGAAAAGUAUGAACAAUCAGAGUAAUUUAACGGAUAUAUGUAACAACUUUGCAGCUACGUUUUCUGAUGAGAUAGAAGAUAUAAAACAUAUUUGUAAUGAUACGUGGUUGGAUAGAGAUACUUAUGUAAGCAAGCCCAGCGUGAGCAUGAGAUGGUCACCAGUCAGCAGCAAGCAGGUAGCUAAAGUUAUAAGUAGCUUAAGUGCCGAUAAGUCUGCUGGUAGCGAUCUCGUACGCAUGCGGGACUUGAAGCUUGUGGUAGAGCAAAUUAGCCCCGUUAUUGCUAAGUUGACUAAUUUAUGUGUAAAACAUUCAAAGUUUCCCGAUAAACUUAAAGAAGCAUUAGUGCGUCCGAUACAUAAGAAAGGUGAUAAAAAGAACUACUCUAAUUAUAGACCAAUAGCUAUUUUAUCCAGUAUUGAUAAAAUCAUAGAGAAGUGUAUUAUUAAUCAAAUUGGAACUUUUUUACGCUCUAAUAAUGUAUUAAGCGAAUGUCAACACGGCUUUCAGAGAGGAAAAAGCACGGGCACACUUCUGUCAAAGUUCACAGAUGAAGUUAAUAAUUAUUUAAAUGAUAAAAACAUAAUUCUGGCUGUAUUUUAUGAUUUUAAAAAGGCCUUCGAUACCCUGCAGCAUGAGACGCUGUUACGAGCCAUGGAGGAGUGCGGGGUGGGGGGGCCGCUGAACCGCUGGUUUCGUGACUACCUCACUGCGCGUUCCUUCUCCGUGCGUGUUGGAGAAGCGCACAGUAUACCGGUGGAUGUACGCUGUGGCGUUCCGCAGGGAUCCGGGUGUGGACCUGUGUGCUAUUUGAUGCACGUAAACAGCCUAUGUAACGUGCUCAAACAUAGUUCCGCUCACAUGUUCGCAGACGACCUGUGCACGCUGCACGCGGGCACCGACCUCACCGCCAUGCUGCGGCUCGUGCAGCAGGAUAUCGACAGUGUAGUCAGAUGGUCUCAUGAUAACGGCAUUGUACUAAAUACUGACAAAACUAAAUUAUUAAUUAUUCAUUCCCCUUAUUCUAGAUUACCGGAUAACGUUUGUUGUAACUUAGUUACUCAUAGUUUCACUUGUCUUCAUAGUAAUAAUAAUAUUUGUGACUGUAAACCUAUCGAAAGAGUACCAUUUGUGACCUAUUUGGGUAUGAGAGUGGACGAGCAUUUUGCUUGGACCUACCACAUAGAUUAUAUAUGUAAUAAGUUAAGAAUACUACUUGAUAAAUUCUAUCAUCUCAGAUUUAAAGUUCCUACUAAUAUACUAAAAUGUAUGUAUAUGGCUUUGGUUGACUCCAUAGUGUCCUAUGGGCUGGAUUGCUAUGGUUUAACCUUUAAGUCACAUAUAAAUAAAAUAGAAUCACUUCAAAUAAGAUUUCUCAAAUUACUAGUCAGUAGGAAAACAAAAAAUAAGUGUAAUGGAAAUUAUACAACACUAUUUAAGAUUUGUAAUGUACUUCCUGUUAGUCUAAAGCACACCUAUUUAUUAAUAUUAAAUAACCAUAGCAAUCCAGACCAUAGAGAACUUGUUGAGCAUGGCCAGUGUACGCGGACGAUGUCGACGGGCAGGUAUGUUGUACCACGAGUCAACAACUACUUCGGUGACAGAACACUCCGUAAACGCAUACCGUAUCUGUACAACAUGCUGCCGGUCGACAUACGUCAGGAGUGCAAUAUAAAUAAAUUUAGAAAAUCUUUAUUUAAACAUCUCAUGCAAAAGAUCUCUUAGCUAUAAGUUAACUUUAAGUAUCUUAAACAUUAAGCGAACUCCACUCCCACAGACAAACCGAGGAAUUGGUUUUGUGGGGUUUUUAUUGUACCAAUAUUUUCUGUAUUUCUUAUGAAAAAUAAACAUUUUUACAAUUUUUUACAAUUUUACAAUUAUCAUUACAUGCAAGUCUCAUCAGUAGAGGUUCUUGGACCAAGUUCCAAGUUGCUGAUAAGCUUAUAUGCAAUAUUGUAUUUGUAUUUGUAUUUGUAAUACCGUAAUGACUUGCUAAUGAUGACGAUUUCUUGCAAUAGGCAAUAGCUUAGGCGGUCUCUAUCGGAGAGGUGUCUAUUUAUUUUUCUUGUUAUUAUCACUCAGAUCAAAUUCCGGAAGCAAUAUAAAAAAAUCGGUAAGAUACUUUUGGAAGGGGUAAAAGGCAUGAAACUUGAACUUCGCUACCGAGAAAGAAUGGCGCUGCUGAUGUAAAUUGACUAUAAUUUGCUUACAUAAAGAUUUUUUUUGGUUUUUUUUUUUUAUAUUUCGGAUUCUGGAAAAGAUCCUCUUUAAAAUGAUAUACAAUAUGAUACAAAAUUAUUUAUGUAGACUUAGUUAUCCAGCAACAAAUCUUGAGCCGAUUUUAGCACCCACUGUAUUUUAUCACAUUUUUAGCCAGGACAAACAUGGCCGUAAAAAAAGAACCCCGGGACAGAAUCUGAUAGAACUUUGCCAGAAUUAUAGGGAAAGCAUAAGCUUUCAUUACAUGUAAGUCCCAUCAGUGGAGGUUCUUGGACCAGAUUCGCCCAUUCUCCUUUUUGAAUUUGAUUUUAGGCGUUGGCUCUUCCUCCAGUCCCUUUCAGUCCAUAAUGUCAAAUUCCCAAAAUGUCAAGUGGUUCAAAAUGUCAAGUUAUCCGUAAUGUCAAAUUACCAAAAUGUCAAGUUCCCGAAAAGUCAAGUUCCCAAAAUGUCAAGUUACCCGUAAUGUCAAAUCACCAAAAUGUCAAGUUCCCGAAAUGUCAAAUAUACGAAGAUAAGUUUUCUGGAAGAAAUCGCUUUCAUGUUCGUGUAUAUGUCGUGUUUUAUCUAUCUAUAGGUAUA